This is a messenger RNA of Stegodyphus dumicola, 2053 nucleotides long. Its product is annotated as excitatory amino acid transporter 1-like. Gene Ontology annotation, biological process: L-glutamate transmembrane transport. Gene Ontology annotation, molecular function: L-glutamate transmembrane transporter activity; neutral L-amino acid transmembrane transporter activity; glutamate:sodium symporter activity. The record is from RefSeq and is a predicted model, not a curated record. NCBI's taxonomy places the organism in Eukaryota, Metazoa, Arthropoda, Arachnida, Araneae, Eresidae. Gene Ontology annotation, cellular component: plasma membrane.
UAUGGAUGAGACCAAGUUUUCAUACACCUGUGGAGUGAGCGCUGUCUGUUUCUAUCAAUCACUUCCGAAAAGAACGUUGUCCUUUUAAAAUCGCUUUCUGCAGUGGAAAUUCGUGAAUCUUUAAAAUCGAAUACGGAUACAGCUAAAAUCAAGCUUGGAACAGCUGUUUGGAGUCACCAGACGUAUUCUUCAUGGAGCCUCCCACGACAAAUGGUACUGAUGCCACAAUUCUUAACAUACCGGUAACGAACGGUCACAGCAAAAUGUCGCAGGACGAUGACAGCGAUUACGUUCCAUCAGUCAACAAUAUUCCCGAAAAGACUGCCAGUGAUGAAACGAGCAAGAGCAAACUCAAAGGCUGCCUCGGGGAGAAUCUUCUAACAGUCGCCACACUCAUUGGUGUCCUAGCUGGUAUAGGACUUGGGUUCGGUCUGAAAAAUGCCAGAGAAUGGUCGAAACGAGAGGUUAUGUACGUUAGUUUCCCCGGUGAACUUUUUCUCAACAUGCUGAAAUGUCUCAUUUUGCCUCUAAUCGUUUCUAGUCUAGUACAAGCCGUUGGCAGCUUAGACACGAAGCUUACAGGUAAAAUAGGCUUUAGAGCCGUCGCCUAUUAUAUGUUAACGACAUUGUCCGCAAUAAUUUUGGGUAUUAUUCUCGUCGUCUCUAUAAGGCCAGGAGCUGGUGGUUCAGUCAGUAUUCAAGAUGCAAUUGAACAGAGGCCUGCUCUUAUAGAAGAUACACUCAUGGAUCUCGUAAGGAAUAUGUUUCCACCUAAUAUUCUUGAAGCCUGCCUCAGACAAUACUCUACAAUAUUAAUAAAGCCAGAGAAUAUGACAAACGACACUGGAAAUCUACGCGAAUGGGCGUGGGAAGGUAAGAUGGUAGGACAGACGAACAUUUUGGGAGUCGUCGUGGCUGCCGUUGUGUUGGGCAUAACUCUUGGAAAAAUGGGCAAGAAAGGAAAACCUCUUCUCGACCUCUUCACCUCCCUGGGUGAAGCCAUAAUGAUUAUUACCAGAUGUGUGAUUUGGUUAUCACCACUAGGUGUACUGUUUCUCGUUGCUAGCAAAAUCAUGGAAAUGGAGGACCUUGCUCUGAUCGCUGGUCAAGUGGGUAUGUACUCCGUGACGGUUCUCGCAGGUAUUCUUAUCCAUGGCUUCAUCGUCCUGCCGCUCAUCUACUUCGUUCUAGUGAGGAAGAAUCCUUUGACUUUCAUGAUCAGGAUGGGACAAGCAUUAGCAACUGCCUUCGGGACUGCUUCAAGCUCAGCUACUUUACCCAUUACACUUCAGUGUCUCGAGGAUAAAAACUACGUCGAUCCCAGAGUUACUCGAUUCUGUGUGCCCAUCGGAGCUACCAUUAAUAUGGAUGGAACGGCCCUGUAUGAGGCUGUGGCAGCAAUCUUCGUCGCACAGGUUAGGGGAAUCUCUCUGAACGUGGGCAACAUCAUCGCCAUUAGUAUCACCGCCACAGCUGCCAGCAUAGGUGCAGCUGGUAUACCGCAAGCCGGACUGGUGACCAUGGUGAUGGUGCUCAACGUCAUUGGCUUACCAGCUGAAGAUGUUGCUCUUAUUCUUGUCGUUGAUUGGAUAUUGGACAGGUUCAGGACGACCAUCAAUGUUUUAGGUGACGCUUACGGAUCUGGAAUUGUAGCACAUCUCAGCCAAAAGGACCUCGAAGAAAUCAACUUGGAUGAGCUCAAUAUGGAAAUGACAACACUAUAAAACUGAAAAUCAAUAUCAUGUGAACUGUCAAACAUUUUGGUGUACCGGUGCACACCAUUGCUACCCGACUUUUUCUGAAUUCGAGUGCUAUUUAUUCGCUUCUAUUGAGUCAGGAACUCUAGGUUUCUGAACAGGGCGGGUCAUUUUUUCAUUCUCGUAGACUCUCAUAGAUAACUGAAAUGUAGACUGCACAUCACCCUGAACGUGGGUACUUCAUGGGCGUGCUUUUAUUAUUCGUGCACAUGAGUGCUGAUUCUUUGCAUGCCCGAGGACUAAGAAAAGUAAUUCGCUGGCGAGUUCGGAUUGAUAAUUUUUUUUUAAUUUUCCAU